AUGAACUCGCGGGACUCGGUGGGAUCGUACUUGAGCUCAUUGCGUAGUGAGCGAAAGGUCGUCGAGAAAAUCGACGAAGGGGUCCCGUUCUUCGUCCCGCAGCUGUCUAAAGUCAAGACGUCGGCGAUGUGCAUCAAGACGCAGACGCAUCUUCUCUUUGGGUACGAGCGCCUCGUGAACCAAGGGGAAUCCUACCGCAAGCAGGGCAAUGCCACGCUCUACACGGACGAGAAGCUCCUCGAGCGGCAAAAUCUUCAGCACGACCGGCAGGUGCAAGCCGCUCUAGGUCGGUUCUGGGACACCUUUGGCAGUGUUCGCAAUGGAAAAUCCACCAUCGACGAACUUGAGUACUGCGACGUGUUUGUCAAGCUGUUUAAGGCCCUUGUGCCGCCUCAAGAGUUUUCCGUGCCGGAAGCACGCAUCAUUGUCGAAAAGGACUGGGCGCGGGACGUGGGGGAGAACUGCGACGUCAUGGCGAAACCCAUGUUUUACAAGUCGCUGUUCGAAGUGGCGGAUCUGUGGACUGUGGGCAUCGGAGUCGACGAAUACACCAAGUUCUUGACCAAGCUCUUUGAACGAGUCACGAUGACUGUGUUCGACCAAGAAAAGGCGCUGUGGCUGACCAAGUUCGCCGAGUUGGAUAUGAUCAAGUCGUCGUGGAACGAUGAGGACAACAUGUCGCCGUCGCCGAAACGAACCCCCGGCGUGGCGGCCAUCGCGAAACUCAAGAAGAAAUCCCACACGAUAGCGUCGUUCAAGCUCACGCCUGAUGGAGGGAGUUUGGAUUUGACCAAACCUGGCACCUCGGACGCCCCGAAUCUACCCGACCUCGCCUCCCCGGAUCGCCCCCCUCGCCGCCCUGCUCGGCCGCGACUCACCCCCGAACGAAAACCCCCUGACGAGAUCACGACCACCCCACCAACGAUCGAAGAGCUCAAGUUGACUAGUUCCACCGAUGGACCAGCGAGCCCCAUCGCGAGCCCUGUCAAAGCCACAUCCCCCAAAAAGACAAAACUCGCAGAGACAAACAACCAAGACCGCAUUGCCAUGCCGAGCAUAUAUCUCUCGCCCGACUUGGACAUCCAGCGAGAAGACGACGUCGCUGUGAAGCGUCGUCUGCGCGAGAACACCAAACUGGUCCAGCGCUUGCGACGCACGACGUACUGA
Molecule: messenger RNA, 1167 nt
Organism: Aphanomyces invadans
Lineage: Eukaryota; Oomycota; Saprolegniomycetes; Saprolegniales; Verrucalvaceae
Exons: 4
Coding region: 1-1167 (388 amino acids)
Source: RefSeq, a predicted model, not a curated record